Musa acuminata AAA Group (dessert banana) is the source of this 2240-nucleotide messenger RNA. Its product is annotated as ethylene-responsive transcription factor ERF014. The transcript has 3 exons. Gene Ontology annotation, molecular function: DNA-binding transcription factor activity; DNA binding. The coding region runs from base 1370 to 2005 and encodes 211 amino acids. NCBI's taxonomy places the organism in Eukaryota, Viridiplantae, Streptophyta, Magnoliopsida, Zingiberales, Musaceae. Gene Ontology annotation, biological process: regulation of DNA-templated transcription. The record is from RefSeq and is a predicted model, not a curated record.
AAAGGAAGUUAAUUGCCCAGUCGAGCUUCUCAGAUGCUGCAAUGUCUUGUUUUCACAUGAACAGAGAUGCACCAAGAGUAAAGGCAUUGUACCAAGAGCAGUCUUGGUUGAAGACACUGAUCUCAGACACCCAAGUGGGAAGAAAGGCUCUUGCAUGACAUGAGCCUUGGGGGUGGAGGAAUAAACAAUGCUCCUCGGUGUGGCCUCAGAUCUAGCAAAAGGAGAAAAGAAAACUAAUCAGUUCAUGUGAUGCAGCUUUGAGCAGGUCGCCUGUGGUACAAAGAGAAUCCCUUCAUGAGAAAGGCAAAGCUAAAGCAGCAACCUCAGAACAACAUGGAUUCUGGAGAGUGGAAGAGCUUCAUGGCUUUGUCCGGAUCAAGACCUGAGCGUGGAAGAUGGAGGUGCUCUCGACCCAAGUUUUAACCUACCGAGACAUCAACGCGGUUACCAGCUAGGUCUGUUGUUGGAUUGUUGCACUGCAUCACAACUUUCGACAUUGGCUGGCCCAGCUGGGCUCCACACCCUGACAGAAUCCUAUGCCCCAGUGUGAAAUCUGUAAGCUGGUUUCUGCCUCCCUCACUCUCCUUCCUUUCUUUAUUCUUGUCUUUGGUGAAUGAUGGUGUUUCAUUGAUGCAUGGGUGUGAGGACUGUGUUGUGCAGAGUUGGAAAGAGAUCGGGACCUACAGUUGGAAAGAGCCCCUUCAUCGACUGCUUUCUUCUGGGGGUUGGGUGUGGUUUAAUGACAGGGAAGGAGAGGUGGGCUACUUCUUCCAAAGCAUGCAGGGCUCUCUCUCUCUCUUCUUCUUCUUGCCAUCUCUUUCUUUCAGAAUAAGCUGCUGAAGUACAAUUUUUUUUUGACAGCACCCAGUUCCUUUGGGAUCAAAGACUUGUUUUCCAAGGUAAAGGGUUGGUCAAAACCCAUUGAUGCACUCACUGCAUUUAAUUCUUGAUUAGAAUACCAUGCAUUGAAAACAAUCAAGGAAACAGUUUUAGAUUCUUCAUUCGUAGAAACCUCAUGCGCAUUAUAUUUUUCCUCUUUUACAUGUUACUAACAAAUCCUCUCUUGCUAAGGCCACAAGUGUUGCACAAUAUCAGGUGUCUUUUGCUGCUGUCUGACUUGUGUUAUUGAAACAGUGGGAUUAAUUGUUCUUCCGGUCAAAACCAUUGGUAGCUGUGACCGCAAGGAUGAGCUCCUCAAAUUUCGUGCUCAGUGGAUCAUGAAUGCCAGCUUCCCAUGCAUGAUGGCCUUUUCUAUUCACCUUUUCUGACCUUUUGUAGGGUGAGUGAGACCCUCUACCCUUUUGCCGUAUAUAGAGGGUGGUGAGGAAGACGACUGAAGGAAGUCGCAACCUUUCUCCAUCGUUCAUCCAUGGGGAAGAGCAGCAGAGUCCUUCGCCCUCCAAACUCCUCCAUCGAUCCACUCCUUAGGUGCUCCUCCUCCUCGCCCUGUCAAAGUAUGGGGAGCGGUGGGAAGAGGCCGUACAAGGGGGUGAGGAGGAGAAGCUGGGGCUCCUGGGUCUCCGAGAUCAGAGCGCCGCAUCAGAAGACGAGGAUAUGGCUGGGAUCCUACUCCACGCCCGAGGCAGCCGCCAGGGCCUACGACGCCGCCCUCCUCUGCCUCAAGGGCUCCUCCGCCUCCUUCAACUUCCCCGCCUCCCUCCCCAGCCACCUUCCGGCCAGUGCCAUGUCUCCCAAGUCCAUCCAAAGAGUCGCCGCCGCCGCUGCCGCCGUCGUCGUCACCUCCCCUACGGCUAGCACGACCACCAGCCGGUCACCGUCUCCUCCCCCUCCUCCUUCUCCGUCGCUGGACGCCACCAACGAGGACCACCAGUCCACGAUGACGAGCUCGGCCACGUCGACGAGGAGCGGAGAGAUAGAUGAGCCGUGGAUCGAUCUCGGAGCCUUCCAGUCGCCACGGUGCAUGGAUCAUAUGAUCAACCCACUGAUCUCCUCUUGGCAGGAGUGCGAGGAGAUGGGAGACAUAAACCUAUGGAGCUUCUUCUAGAAGAUUGAGAUAGGUUCCUUGCUUGUCUCAUCCACUGCAGCUGAGAUCAGGGGAAGCUGAGACUCGAGUACGAGCAGCGUGGAGAUAAAUGCAUACGAUUGCGUUCCAGUCACAGUAAUGUUGUAAGGUAAUAAAUAAACGGAGUAUUAGAGUUAUGUACUCAGCAUAUGGAAAUUUUUCUGAUGAGACAUUUAAUUGAACAAUAACAGAGUUUGGAGGAAUUCUUUAUGUACAA